Chelonoidis abingdonii (Abingdon island giant tortoise) is the source of this 2501-nucleotide messenger RNA. The record is from RefSeq and is a predicted model, not a curated record. NCBI's taxonomy places the organism in Eukaryota, Metazoa, Chordata, Testudines, Testudinidae.
CUUUUUGCUGUGGACAACGCUGCUCUCUCUGGAACGAGCCCGGAGAUCCCCACACCAGGCCCCGAGGGGCAGGAGAGGGACUGGAAGAGGAGUGCGUGGCAGGCCUGGAGGCUGGAAGUGCGGGAGCAGCUGCUCACCCUGCGCCGCUGGCUGGAUGCCAUGGAGAAGAGGCUCCCGGCCCUGCCCCACGGAGAUCCCAGCCCAGAGGCUGGCUCUGAGCAGCAGGGCUGAGCUUUUGGCCCCUGGCUGGCCGGCUCUGUGCUACCCUGUGGCCAUGGGGAACGUGCUGGGCAGGCCCAGCUGCCUGGGAGACAAGAGCCAGAAGCCUGAGGAGUUCCUGAAGAACGUGGGGCUUGGCCCCGAGCAGCCGGUGGGGAGGAACAACCGUGACGCUAGAGCUGGGGCCCCCGACAAGUCACCCCUGAACCCGGUGGUGAUCGAGAACGGCUGGACCCUGAGCCCAGGCUCGGCUAAGAGCCAGUCGAGCAGCCCCCUGCCCAAGCAGAACAACAUGGAGGUCAAGGUACAGAACCGGAGCAGGGGCUGCAGCCCUCUCAAAGCCCAGCUGGAGGCAACUGGGGCCACCUGGACUCCCCCGCGAGGAGCCCCCCACAGGGACUCGGGCAGCAGCUGGGCCUGGAAGCCCGUCAGCACCAGGGAGGUGACCGAGGUGACCGAGGUGACGGAGACCAUCGUGACGGAGAUCGUGGAGGUGACCGAGUACCCGGGCGGGGAGCCCGUUGUCACCCAGACGGUGAAGGUGCUGACAGAGUGUGACGGGGAGCGGACGGAGGGUGCCCUGUGGGCCAUGACGCUCCCAGAGGGCUCCCCAAGUGCGGAGCAGGCCCAGGACACUUUGGAGACGCUGCUGACCUGGGUGGCUGACAUGGAGGACCUGGUUGGCAACCAGAAGCCCCCUUCGUCUGAAGUGAAGGUGCUGAAAGCCCAGCUGCAGGAGCAGAAGCUCCUGAAACGGCUUCUGGAGGAGCGGAGACCCCGAGUGGAGUGUGUCCUGCAAGACAGACGGCUGCCCCGUGAGCAUGCUGCCAGGACAAACGGACAGGGGGCAAGCGGGGGCCUCUCAGACCUGCAGGAGAAGUGGGGAAAACUGAUCCAGAAGGCGAACACCAGACACAGCUGCUUGGAACGGAUCCUGCCAGCUGCUCAGCGCUUCCAGGAGUCUGUGGAUUCCUUCCAGGAGUGGCUGAGCGCCACAGAGAGGCACCUGGCCCAGCUCUGGCACGCCAAUGGCUGCAUGACCCAGCUGCAGGCUGCCCACCAGCAAAGCCAGGAUCUCUGUGAGGAGAUUCGUUCCAGGAUGGGUGACCUGGAGCAAGCCCUGGAGCGGGGCCAGCAGGUGCUGGAGCUGGUGAUAGGCGAGGAAGCCCAGCUGGCCCAGGAGAAGAUGGAGUCCCUGAGGAUGAGAUAUCUGAUCAUGGGGCAGAGCAGCGGCGACAUCCAGCACCGGCUGGCACAGACACUGGAGGCCUCAUCCCAUGUGGACUCUGCCCAGGAAGACCUGGCUCUCUGGCUGGGUCGAAUGGAGAAGGAGCUAGCUCCUGGGGACAGCCAGCCAGCUGAUGGGCCACACCCAGUCAGUGCCAGCGACAGAGAAAAGUUUGAGCAGGUCCUGGGGGCUGAACAUGCCCAUCUGGCCAGGCUCGGCCAGCACCUGGAGGAGCUCAUGCAGGUCCAGCUGGACGCCCAGGCCAUCUGCUCACAGCUCUCCACUCAGCAGCUCCUCUCCGCCGAGAUUCUGCACCACCGGGGCCUGGUGGAGUGCCUGUUGGAGAUCUCCGACCCACUGCUCCGCGCCUGGCCCCUGCCCUCACACCAGCACCCGCAGCCAUCAGCGCAGUCCCUCCAGGAGCAAGCUGAGCGGCUCUUCCUGGAGAGCGCAGCCUGCGCGGUGCAGCUGGAGCGGGCCCAGGCCCUGCUAGCCCAGUUCACUGAGGCCCAUGACGAGCUCACGCCCUGGCUGGAGGAGACGCAGCUGGUGGCUGCGCGGCUAUCCCCGGAUGCCAUCAGCUGGGAAACCUUUAAGGAGCAACAGGACCUGCUGCAGUGUCUGCGGGAGGCCCUUGCUGAGCACCGGCCCCUGAUGGGGAAGCUGCAGCGCGUCUCCGCCCAGCUGGCGGAGCUGAGCCCGGAGCAGGGGGCCCUGUUCCAGCAGCAGUGCCAGGCGGCAGAGGAGCAGUACGGCAGCAUCCGGGAGCACGUGCGCCAGGCAGCCACGGUGCUGGAAGAUGCCAUCCCGCGCUACAGCCAGCUCACUGAGCGCAUGGACUUUCUGCUGGAGAGCCUGGAGCGGCUCCAGGGCCGUGUGCAGAACCCUCCUGUGGUCCGGGGCGACACAGCCCACCUCCGGGAGCAGAUCUGCGAGAACAGUCUGGCGCUGGGCGAGCUGGAGAAGCUGGGGGUGGCACUGGAGACCGUGCGCAGCCAGGGGGCCGAGCUGCUGGCCAGCACGCAGAUGGCUCACGCCGAUGCUGCGGCAAAAG